Messenger RNA from Aspergillus aculeatus ATCC 16872, 1236 nucleotides. Its product is annotated as ANP1/MMN9/VAN1 family protein. The transcript has 4 exons. The record is from RefSeq and is a predicted model, not a curated record. Gene Ontology annotation, molecular function: alpha-1,6-mannosyltransferase activity. NCBI's taxonomy places the organism in Eukaryota, Fungi, Ascomycota, Eurotiomycetes, Eurotiales, Aspergillaceae. Bases 1 to 1236 code for a protein of 411 amino acids. Gene Ontology annotation, cellular component: mannan polymerase complex. Gene Ontology annotation, biological process: protein N-linked glycosylation; cell wall mannoprotein biosynthetic process.
AUGUUGCUCCCCAAGGGUGGUGUAACGUGGAAGUCGGCCAAAGCCAGGCUGCCUCCAUGGCGGGCUGUCCUGUUCAUGGUCACGAGAACUAGAUUCCUAGUAUCACUGGCCGUGACUGGCUUGAUGGUCCUUCUAUGGCGUGGUAUCAGCAGGUCGGCUUCAGAAAUGCAAAGUUUCUAUUGCUACGGCCCUCCGAAAUCGCCAAUGGAUAUGUCCAUCAACGAAAUGGUCGAAUGGAACGCACAUCUUCAGACCCCUGUGGUCUUCAAUCACCACGAUGCCUACGAAGUAAACUCAUCCAACAUCAAGCACGUCGACCUCAAUCCCAUCAAGUCGACCCAACAGGCCGUCGCGAACGCUGAGCGAGUACUUAUCCUGACGCCACUACGAGAUGCCUCGGCUCAUCUGAUCAACUACUUCGACCUUCUCUACAAGUUGACGUACCCCCACGAUCUCAUCGAUCUGGCCUUCCUCGUUGGCGAUAGCAAAGAUGACACCAUGGCUGUUCUUACCGCAGAAUUGGCUCGUAUUCAGUCUCAGACCGAUGAGAAAAUCGCUUUCCGCAGUGCUACAAUUGUGGAGAAGGAUUUCCAUAGCGAUUUCCAGAUGAAUGUCGAAGACAGGCAUUCAUUUGCUGCGCAGGGACCGCGCCGCAAGGCUAUCGGCAGAGCUCGGAACUACCUACUCUACUCUGCUCUCAAGCCUGACCACUCAUGGGUCUAUUGGCGAGAUGUCGACAUUUCUGACAGCCCACCCAGUAUCAUUGAGGACUUUGUCGCUCACGACAGAGACAUUCUCGUGCCCAACAUCUGGUUCCACCGCUACAGGGAUGGCCGCGAUAUUGAGGGUCGCUUUGACUACAACUCGUGGAUCGAAUCCGAUAAGGGACGUCGUCUUCGCGAGACGCUCGAUCCGGAUACUGUUUUGGCCGAAGGUUACAAGGAGUAUGAUACUGGCCGACAAUACCUCGUUGGCAUGGGUGACUGGAGGAACAACAAGGAUGAGGAAGUCGAGCUGGACGGCAUUGGCGGAGUCAACAUCCUCGUUAAGGCUGACGUUCAUCGGUCUGGUAUCAACUUCCCUGCUUACGCCUUCGAGAACCAGGCCGAAACCGAAGGAUUCGCCCGCAUGGCAAAGCGUGCUGGGUACGGCGUCUAUGGACUACCCAACUAUGUUGUCUGGCAUAUCGAUACCGAAGAGAAGGGUGGUAACCUUGGGGGCCGCAAAGCCUAUUAG